AGAUGGUAUAGACGGUAUUUGGAAGAGAAAAAAAAUGCCGUUAACAUGACCAGAACAUUAAUUUAACAACUUUAUUUUAUUUUAUUUUAAAAUCUUGAGAUUGGAACAGACGUGGCUGCAACAAGGCUGACCCUCACAGCAAGCUUUUUGUGCAGUUUUUAUGCAGAUUCAUACUGCACGAUGCUUACGCAUGAACAACUCCACUGUGUGCUGUAACUGGACCAAUAUCUACUCAUCUGUGAUCUACAUUCAGUGCUGGUUAAAAGAACACUCCUCUCACUUCACCACAUGGAAGCCACUCUCCCUGUCAGAGUUAUGAGGAACCCAUCUGUCUACUAUAAUUGGGCAGAUUUCUAUUGAUCUGUGACCAAAAGCUCAGUGAUGCCUGGAGGUGCUGUCUGUCCAGAAGCAGAGUGUACCACAGGGGAAGGUAGAGAUGAGGAGAUGGCAUCAUUAGGACAACAAAGGGGAGGAGUACAGCCGGAACACGUCAAGGGAGAGGAGACUGGCAUUUCAGGUGUAGAAGUGGAACAGGAUGAUGAAGAGAUCAUAAGCAGAUCACAUGACCUUUCUUCCUUAGCCAAUCACAGCCCUGGCAGUGACACAGGGUCUACCUCUAAGAGUGAGCAUACCAAUGAUGGAAAGCAGCAGGCCCAUAAAGAUGUGAUGGUAACAGUGGCUGAGAUGAAGAGACUUCCAUCAGACAAACGAAGUCGCAGUAAAGCUAGUACUGUGGAGGCAUUACAUUAUGCACUCAGCUGUGUUAAACAACUGCAAGCCAAUAGUGAAUACUACAAACUGUUGGUGCGGAAUGGGCAGGAUGAGCGGCGAGAUGCUACUGUUUGUACACUGGAGGAGUUGGAGAGAGUCACUUCUGAACAUGCACUUAAAAACACGGUAUUCUCAUGCAUACAUACAUGUACUUGAACUUCACUUUGGUGUUGUUUUUAAGAAAAUGUGAGUGUUUUAUGUGUCCUGUUUUGAUGGUGGGGGGGAGUAGUUAAUCCUCAUAUGAACUGUCUAAAUAAUGAAAACACUUGGAUAUAUGUUUGCAUGUGUACCUGUUGUCUUUUGUUUUUAACUCAAGAGUAGGCAUGUACACAAAUGUAUGAGUUACUGCAGUCACGUGUCUGUGACAUAUGUUGCUUGUGUGUA
Messenger RNA from Thalassophryne amazonica, 1155 nucleotides. RefSeq names its product period circadian protein homolog 2-like. Gene Ontology annotation, cellular component: nucleus; cytoplasm. Bases 382 to 927 code for a protein of 181 amino acids. NCBI's taxonomy places the organism in Eukaryota, Metazoa, Chordata, Actinopteri, Batrachoidiformes, Batrachoididae. The transcript is spliced from 4 exons. Gene Ontology annotation, biological process: circadian regulation of gene expression; negative regulation of transcription by RNA polymerase II; entrainment of circadian clock by photoperiod. Gene Ontology annotation, molecular function: transcription cis-regulatory region binding; transcription corepressor binding. The record is from RefSeq and is a predicted model, not a curated record.